CUUGAGUCAAAACAUUUUUUUGUCGAACCUGUUGUUUUCUUGUGUUCUUGUGUUCUGCCACUUGUAGAGUAGAAGUAAAAGGGAAUAACGCGUGAGACUUAAUCCACCUUAGGAGUUUUCUUAAGCCUCGUUUUGUUUUCACUUUAGAUACGAGCUGGUUCUAGUUGUAGGAAGAAUGUCUUUAAGCAAGCCCAGGCUAGCGAGUGUGGAGUUUGGGGUUAAAAGGUUCUUACUUAACCCUGACCACUUCAAUGAACCAUGCAAACUAUUUGAUCUCAUGACACAAGAUGUGGAGAUAUGUGCAGCAGGAGUUUUUGUUGGAGAGUUGAGUCACCUACCCGAACACACAUUAGAGGCACAAAUUCGCCAGGUCAACUUAAUCAAAUCAGUAAUCAAGAAUGACAGAGACCGUACUGGUGAAGAGAGGCAGUUCAUGCCAAUUAUACAGGAGAGGGCCUGCUUGUGGGCAGAUUUUGGAUCUCUCAGAAUUGUCCCUCAGGUUCCAAAGGGAAGAGAGUACUGCCAGAAGAGGAGACAAUUCAUUGAUUUACUGGUAACAACAGACAUCUGUGAGCCGAAGGAAAAAAGCAAACUGUAA
This is a messenger RNA of Frankliniella occidentalis (western flower thrips), 598 nucleotides long. RefSeq lists its product as uncharacterized. The record is from RefSeq and is a predicted model, not a curated record. Bases 176 to 598 code for a protein of 140 amino acids. The transcript has 2 exons. Lineage: Eukaryota; Metazoa; Arthropoda; Insecta; Thysanoptera; Thripidae.